This is a messenger RNA of Micromonas commoda, 1309 nucleotides long. RefSeq lists its product as hypothetical. The transcript has a single exon. The record is from RefSeq and is a predicted model, not a curated record. Lineage: Eukaryota; Viridiplantae; Chlorophyta; Mamiellophyceae; Mamiellales; Mamiellaceae. The coding region runs from base 36 to 1262 and encodes 408 amino acids.
CACGGCCCCCACUCGCCGGCCCGGGCGGACGAACCAUGACGGCCGCCAUCGCUCAGGGCGCUACGGUGACGGUCGCGCUCCCCGCCGCCGUCGUUCGCCCGCCUCGCAUCGCGGCUUCGCGCCGCGUCCAUCGUCGCGCCGAUCGUCGUCGAGUCCCGCUCGGACGGAGGCCCACCGUCGUCUCCGCAUCGGCCGCGUCUUCGUCCGCCGACUCGGCCGCGAACCUCCGUCCCCUCCCGCAGACGUGCGCCGAGCAAGUCGCGCAGGCUGCCGAGAUCAUCCGCGCCGCCUCCUCCCCGCAAAACGGCGGCCACAUGCGCCAGCGCAUCCAGCUCUUGCUCCCCGUCAACCAGCGCAGGAACGAGUUCACGUCCGUGGAGUCCGACGACUACCCCGCCAACGACGCCGACGUGUACAAGGCGGCGAUGGAGACGGCGUCCGCCAUGAUCCGCGCCGUGGACCCCGACGGGGGAGACAUGUCCGCGACGCGCGUCGACAACGACAACGACCCCGUCGGCGUUCUGGCCAACGCGGCGGGCACCGUUCGAGCCCUCGUCAUCCCAAACGCGCAGAACCUUCAGACGCUGCGCGACCUCGCCGCCCUCGGCGACGCCAACGGGACGCAGAUCACCCUGCUCGUGAACCCGCAGUGGAACGAGCGCGGGCAGAUCGUCAGCGACUUCGGCGUCGGCCCGUGGAAGAAACGGGCCACCGACUUUCUGUCCACGUUUGAGCCGACGUAUUCGCUCGCCGAGUACCGAGUCGGCGCGGCGGCGACGAGGGACCCGGCCAGGGGUGGAGACUACAUGGGCGUCGGCGGCGUCGCGAGGGUGCUCAAGACCCACGGGGGUGGGUGGCAGACGUUCGCGAUGGGCGCGGACGGCAGCAGCGAGUGCGUGGUUUCCGACGCGUCCGAACCCACGUAUAACUACCUCGAGAAGGAGGUCUUCACGCGGUUCGAGUACUCGCUCGCGGGGCGGCGAACGGGCGCGGGUCCGUCGCUUGAGGCGCGGUUGGAGCAAGUGGCGAGUGAAGCGGCCAAGACACCCGGGGCGAUCGACUGGUCCAUCGCGAGCACCGCGGAGAUCACCGCCGCGGUCAGGGCGGAGGCGAUCGCGGCGUCCGACGUGGACACGCUGUCAAAGACGGGGCUGAGAACCGCGCUCGGCGCGAUGGGUCUGCCGACGUCCGGGAAGCUGGAGGCGAUGCGCGAACGGCUACGGGAGGCGCUGCUGGGGGAGGACAAGGACCAGUGGGACUGAAGAGGGAGCGGAGGUGGUGGUUAUUGUAGUGUUACUGUGUCGUCGUC